AUGGAGAACGGUUCAAGUUCCUAGUUGUAGAAGUUCCAGGAACAUGGACUUUAUUAAUUUAUACUCAAUAGGAACAGAGUCAAAGCCAAAAUCGUAAAAACAUAAUAAUAAAUUACACCUUUAAAGUAAAAGCGUCCUUCGACUGCAUUAGUAGAAUCUUAAGGGAAGUAGAAAUUGCAUAUGAGUUUGGGGUUGUAAUUGGAAAGCUUCAGCACUAUUUAACCGAAACAGUAAAUUUUCGAAGAACACAAUAAAAAUAACUCAUUGCAUCAGGCAAUAUUUAAUCCCAAUCAAAAACCAUACGCAAAUGAUCAGAAGAUCAUGAGGGCCAUGUCGACAUUGAGUAAAAUCAAAAAUUAACGGGCUUUUCGGCCUUGUCCAUUUACUAUGGGGUUUAAUAUUGAGUAAUGUGCAAUAAAACCAAAAUCAAUCAAGGAGAGAUCAAUUAGUCAAUUACAACAAAUAAAAAGUUUAAAUAGAACAGAUGUCAUAAAAUAUAAAAGAUUUGAAUCCCCUUAGAUUCUCAUAAAAGCUAAAUAAUAAGGGUAACUCACGAAAUGGGAGCAAUAUGAUGAUAGCAAUCUAUUUGAUCUAAAUUUCUUGAACAAUAAUCUCUUCAAGUACGAACUUUGA
Paramecium tetraurelia is the source of this 633-nucleotide messenger RNA. RefSeq lists its product as uncharacterized. NCBI's taxonomy places the organism in Eukaryota, Ciliophora, Oligohymenophorea, Peniculida, Parameciidae. The record is from RefSeq and is a predicted model, not a curated record. The transcript has a single exon.